GUCACACAGCCUUGUGCUGCAAGGAUAUCCGAAAUUCAACGGGGAUUCCCGCUCGAUGCAACCUGGGGGGUUGUCGCCUGCCAUCGUGGCUAUAAAUUGACCGGGGGUUUCCCCAAAGGAUGCACUCUCCCUGGCUGUGUACCACCCUCCAUCCUUCUUCCUAUCCCAGUUUCAGUCUUCACCAUGCGGUUCCCCCUCUAUGCCACGGCGCUGGCAGCUACUGCCUCGGCUCUCGUCAUUGGUGAGCGAGCCUCGUCCGAGGAUCGCUACAUCCUCGAAUUGGCGCCCGGCGUCACCAAGGAGGUCACCGAGGCCGAGAAAUGGGCUCUCAAGGCUGAGGGCAAGCAAUUCUUCGACAUCACGGACGAAGUGAGCAGCAUCAAGACCGCCAACGUCGCCGGCACCGAGGACUCGCAGCAACAACUGGCCGUCACCUAUCCCAGCAGCGCGCAGUACAAGGAGACGGUGAAUAAGCUGAUCCCCGAGUUGAACAAGGCCAACUUCCAGACGGUCCUGAAGCCCUUCUCGGAGUUCCACAACCGCUACUACAAAAGCAACUACGGCAAGCAGUCUUCGGAAUGGCUGCAGGCCCAGAUCCAGUCGGUCGUGGAUGCCAGCGGGGCCAAGGGCGUUACUGUCAAGCCCUUUAGCCACUCCUGGACGCAGUCAAGCAUCAUUGCCACCAUCCCCGGCAAGAGCAGCAAGACCGUCGUCCUCGGCGCCCAUCAGGACUCGAUCAACCAGGCGUCCCCUUCCACGGGUCGAGCCCCCGGUGCCGAUGACGACGGCUCCGGAGUGGUGACCAUCCUCGAGACGCUGCGGGUUCUCCUGAAGGAUCCCAAGGUAGCGGCGGGCGAAGCGCCCAACACGAUUGAGUUCCACUUCUACUCGGCCGAAGAGGGCGGACUCCUGGGCAGCCAGGCGAUUUUCCGACAGUACUCGUCGCAGAACAAGCAGGUGGUGGCGAUGCUGCAGCAGGACAUGACGGGAUACACGGAGGGCACGACGAAGGCCGGCAAGCCCGAGGCCAUCGGCGUCCUGACCGACUACGUCGAUGCCGGACUGACCAAGUUCCUGAAGACGAUCAUCGACACGUACACGACCAUCUCGUGGGUGGAGUCGAAGUGCGGAUACGCCUGCUCGGACCACGCCUCGGCCAACCGCUAUGGCUACCCCAGCUCGUUCGCCUUCGAGUCGGAGUUUGGAGACGACAGCCCUUACAUCCACACGGCCCAGGACACGAUCAGCACGGUCAACUUCGACCACGUGCUGCAGCACGCCCGUCUGUCUUUGGGCUUUGCUUACGAGCUUGCCUUUGCCUCGCUGUGAGGACCGAGUAGGAACCGGGAUUGACGCCACGAAGGAUGAAGCAAUGGCUUUGAGGACUUAGUGACAUGCAUUAAAAGAGAU
This is a messenger RNA of Aspergillus steynii IBT 23096, 1410 nucleotides long. Its product is annotated as M28 family metallopeptidase. Gene Ontology annotation, molecular function: metalloexopeptidase activity. Gene Ontology annotation, biological process: proteolysis. The record is from RefSeq and is a predicted model, not a curated record. The transcript has 4 exons. Lineage: Eukaryota; Fungi; Ascomycota; Eurotiomycetes; Eurotiales; Aspergillaceae. The coding region runs from base 184 to 1329 and encodes 381 amino acids.